AUGACUACCUCGGAGGGAGUGACGUAUUUUGACACAGCCCAUCCCAGAGCGCCUACUCAUUUGGCUCGGGGUUUAUUGAUGAAAACUUGCCCUUCUCUAUUUGAUCUCUGCAUUUGUGCAGUUUUAUCUGAAAAAUUCUCGCCGCCACCGUAUGAAGAAUGUGCUUUAGGAUAUCUGAAAAUCCGAGAUGAAGAUGAUAGUGAAAGUUAGCACAGCGCUUGCAGCUCUUCCUCUAGCUUCAUCCAGAAACUCUAGAAUGCUCAAGAUAUCGUCGACCUCGUCCUCAGACUAUUCCAAUUUAUUCUUCCAUUCAAACAGAUGCAUUGAACAUUUGAAUUCGAUUUGGGUGCAAAUACGAGGCUAUAGGAUUUAUGUAGGAGUUUUAGAGACAAUGUUAGUUGUUGUUUGUUUUUUUUUUUCAAAAAUGUCUCGAACUUUGUUUGACAUGUUUUAUAUAAUACGUGGUUCCUGUAUUUUUAUUUAAAUAAAUAUAUCUUCCUCUCUCAUCGCGCAUUUUGUGCAAUAUUCCGCUUGAUUUUACUCCAAUUGCGAUUGAAUAUGACUACAGUGUAUGGGAUAUGUAUGAAACUUAAAAAAGUAACCAGAUUCCCCCAAAUAAUAUUCUUCACUUACGUAGUUCACAAUGUUAUCAAGUUCUUUUGGAGUGUUACGCUAUCGAGUUCUUUUAGAAUUUUUAUGAGAAGUUGAUAAGCGACUAGAUUCACUUAGCUUGCAUACGUUUGUGAACUUUAUUGUUCAUUUAUUCAGUCGUUCAACUAUUAUUCAAUUACUAAAUGGAGUCUCACGUCAAUUUUCUGUCUCCCUGUCUGACCGUCUGUACGAACCAAAUUGUAUAGAAAACUACUUAAUCUAUCAACUUGAAAUUUAAACACAUUAUACACACUAUUGUUGGGAUCAUUUGUUUUACCGCGAUAUCCCAGCGGUUUCGAAGAUGUGUUUUUUUUUAUUUCCCCGUCCGUCGUGUUGUAUUGCUCAGCUCGAUGCUCCUGUUAUAGAAAACUGAAUGCACAUAUUUGUGAGAAUAUUAAAGAGACUAUUUGUGUUAUGUGCAAUUUUAUCUCAACCCUUAUCAGAAUGUCUACCUCACACAUUAGUCGGAGACUGUUUUCACCUUUAAAACAAAUAUUUAAAAAGUUUAGAAUGCUCUAACGGCUCCAGCUAGUGCCUAAUAAUGUAAAUUGGCAAAUUCUUAUUUAGAUAUACGUUUUUUGUUAUUUAAAUGAUUAAUUAUACUGUUUUUGGCUUCUCAAAAUGACAUGGUGUACCUGAAGUCGGCAAUGUAAAUCUAGUCUGACACAAAUUUUUCAGAUGAAUUUCCUUACAAGAUUUUUGUUCAUAAAGAAACAAAAACAGCCGAUUGUUCUAAAUCAUAUUUCUACAUAGCGAUGAGUUUAUUAACUCGUCCGUGUCAAUGAUUUCACUUGCUACCUACUAACUGAACAAGCGCCUCCUCUCUAGGAUUAAAAAAAAUAAUACUGAGCAUUUUAUGAACAAUAAAUCAACACAAUGGAG
Molecule: messenger RNA, 1533 nt
Organism: Gryllus bimaculatus (two-spotted cricket)
Lineage: Eukaryota; Metazoa; Arthropoda; Insecta; Orthoptera; Gryllidae
Source: the annotation of a GenBank genome assembly